CUCAGACCAGUAAACUCUGAUUGGGCAGGAUGUUACCAGUGGGAACACAGUGGAGAUUGGCAGUCUCUGUGGCCUCUUCCUCCCCAAUUAAAAAUCUGCGAUGUGUGAGAACAGUAAGAACUUGGAGCAGGGACAGUCAGCAUUUUUCUGCCUUUGGCCAUGCUGGAAUCCUCAGAAGGUCCAAGAGAGUCCAAUAGUGCAGUCAGCAGUUUCAUCAUGUGUCUUGGCUUCUCUAUUCCAUGUGAAGUAAAACGAAUGCCUGACUGAUUCCAUUUAGAAUGUUGAAGCUACACAUAAUGAGUGUUAACAUACCGUGUUUGGUUAGUCACAAUCGAAGAGCUUUUACGACAUUGAAGACACAAUUAAGAUCAUUCUUCGCAAGUAGUAAAACAUGUAACCCUAAGAAUUUCAAGGACUAUGAAUCUAUCAAACAGGAAUACAAACCAGAAGUGCCAGAAUACUUCAAUUUUGCAAAUGAUGUCCUUGAUAAAUGGAGUGGAAUUGAAAAGGCUGAAAACAGAGGUUCAAAUCCUGCCUUCUGGUGGCUGAGUGAAUAUGGGCAAGAAGUGAAAUGGAGCUUCCAGGACCUCGAAGUUCAUUCUAAGAAAGUGGCCAAUGUCCUGUCAGAUGCUUGUGAUCUACAAUUAAAGGAUCGAGUUCUUGUUGUCCUGCCCAGAGUUCCAGAAUGGUGGCUUAUAAACAUAGCAUGCAUCAGAACAGGUACUAUACUGAUCCCUGGCACGACCCAGUUAACAGCCAGAGAUAUUUUACACAGGCUUCAAGCCUCCAAAGCAAAAUGCAUUGUUACAGAUGACAGCCUGGCAGAUGCAGUAGAAUCAGUGGCGUCCAAGUGCACUUCCCUCAAAGCAAAGAUAGUUGUAUCAAAAAAACAUAAACAGGGAUGGAUAAACUUCCAGGACCUUUUCCGAAAUGCAUCAGAUAACCACAGAUGUGCAAAAACCAAGAGCGUGGACCCGAUGGCUAUUUUCUUUACCAGUGGAUCUACAGGACCUCCAAAAAUGGUCCUACAUACUCAAUGCAGUUAUGGAAUAGGCCAUACAAUGAAUGGAAGGUCAGAGACUAAUUCAAUUAAUCUGGAGUACUGGUUGGAUCUCACUCCCUCUGAUGUGAUAUGGAAUACCUCAGACACUGGCUGGGCUAAGAAUGCAUGGAACAGCUUCUUCGCACCUUGGAUUCAAGGAGCCUGUGCUUUUGUCCAUCAGAUGCCACGGUUUGAACCCAAAAUCAUAUUGGAAGUUUUAUCCAAGUACCCAAUAACAACUUUCUGUUGUCCACCCACUGCAUAUCGUAUGCUUGUACAGAAUGAUCUUACCAGUUACAGAUUCAGAAGCCUCCAGCACUGUGUAACUGGUGGUGAGCCCAGCAGCCCUGAGGUAAUGGCCAAAUGGAAAGAAGAGACAGGCUUAGACAUCUAUGAAGGAUAUGGCCAGAGUGAAACCGUCUUGCUCUGUGCAACACUCAAAGGCAUGAAAAUUAAACCUGGUUCAAUGGGAAAGCCAGUUCCAUCAAUUAACGUGCAAAUUAUUGAUGAAAAUCACAAUGUGGUUCCGCCUGGAGUGGAAGGUCAAAUUGCUAUUCAAAUGAAGCCUGUUAGACCUCUUGGCCUCUUUUCUGGAUACAUUGCUGAUCCAGAACAAACUGCUGCAGUUCUACAAGAAGACUAUUAUCUGACUGGAGACUGUGGGCGAAUGGAUGAGGAUGGAUACAUCUGGUUUCACGAAAGAUCAGAUGAUGUAAUUUUAUCAGCUGGGUAUCGUAUUGGACCAUUCGAAGUCGAAAAUGCACUGGCAACACAUCGAGCUGUGGCAGAUUGUGCUGUGGUUAGCAGUCCUGAUCCUAUUAGAGGAGAGGUUGUGAAGGCAUUUAUUGUUCAAAAUGCUGCAUAUACCUUGGCUGAUCCUGACAAGUUAAUCCAAGAAUUACAAGAUCAUGUCAAGAAAGUCACAGCACCAUAUAAAUAUCCAAGGAAGAUUGAAUUUGUGAAGGAACUGCCCAAGACUAUUAGUGGGAAAGUGAAAAGAAGUGAGCUACGAAAGAAAGAAUGGGGACAAAGCUAAGGCCUAAAUCAUUCUUGUACAACGUCAUAGAAUAGAAUCGAUAAAAAGGCAACAAUUUUAAUUUGAUUAAUGAUCUUAAAAUAAUGCGAGUUACAUGAUUACUGAUUGAUAUAAGGCAUAACAUAAAAUGGAUUUUGUUCAAAAUAAUAAAAGAGGAAUUUAUUGUGAA
Molecule: messenger RNA, 2247 nt
Organism: Stegostoma tigrinum
Lineage: Eukaryota; Metazoa; Chordata; Chondrichthyes; Orectolobiformes; Stegostomatidae
Product: acyl-coenzyme A synthetase ACSM3, mitochondrial-like
Exons: 15
Coding region: 279-2078 (599 amino acids)
Biological process (GO): fatty acid biosynthetic process; acyl-CoA metabolic process
Cellular component (GO): mitochondrial matrix
Molecular function (GO): fatty-acyl-CoA synthase activity; fatty acid ligase activity
Source: RefSeq, a predicted model, not a curated record